GGAUGUACAAAAUCUAGAUCUAGUAUCUUCGCUGUCUUCCCAUACCUCGUCGAAGCGUUUUAUUUCACCAUCGGGUACAUCAUCGGCACCCGGGUCACCAGCUACACAUCCACCGCAUCGUAAACGACCAGCGUCCCCGAUAUCGAUUCCUGUUCUGCCAGUGGUGGCGCCCGGCGGGUCCACUCAUGACACACCUACCCUACUUGCGAUGCGUUCAAUCCCCACGGUUUUGACCAUUUGAUCAGACUGAUAAUGAAAUAUUCAUGCAAUAUGCUCAAGAAAGCUGGUUUCUUGGCGGCCCUAGCUGGUCUUUACGCCUUUCAUCUCUCCUGGAUAUUCUCCUCAUGCCGCCUGGUUUUUGGAUCCAAGAAUAUCCACUACGAAACGUUCAAACCCUCGAGCCAUUUUCCCGUACACGUUCAACCCGAGCAACUUAGUUUGCAAUUGAAGGAAUUGAGUCACUCAUGCUUGGUAUGAACAAUGCUUAUAACCCAUACUCCCAUCAUUCGGCUUGCAGUUCGAACAGUCCAACUUCUACACUAUCAUCAUGAUGUUCAAAUUGGACGUCAGAUGCUCAUCUUAGCAGGGAGCUGUCCAAUGUUAGCGCAUAUGGCCAGGUUCGUACCUCUUUGAUAUUGAAAUUGCCAGCACGGCGACUAUCGUGAUAUUGACCCUGAAUCUCUGGUCAUUGAGCAAACGAGUAAAAGACGGUGAAAAAGUAAGCUUUAAUUUGGUUGAACUGCGGUCAUUGUAGCUAACACGCAUCUGAUUUAUGGCUGGCUGGCCAUGACCCACGGUGCUCUGUUUACCCCAGACUAAACAGUACGCAGAUACCUC
This is a messenger RNA of Suillus subalutaceus, 837 nucleotides long. RefSeq lists its product as uncharacterized. Bases 253 to 477 code for a protein of 74 amino acids. The record is from RefSeq and is a predicted model, not a curated record. NCBI's taxonomy places the organism in Eukaryota, Fungi, Basidiomycota, Agaricomycetes, Boletales, Suillaceae. The transcript has a single exon.